Molecule: messenger RNA, 1212 nt
Organism: Penicillium olsonii
Lineage: Eukaryota; Fungi; Ascomycota; Eurotiomycetes; Eurotiales; Aspergillaceae
Source: the annotation of a GenBank genome assembly
AUGAAGCUGUUUGGGAGAAUUCGCAAUUCCCUGUCAACCAUCUAUACUGGGACAUUGAGCCGGCUGCCAUUUCACCACCCAAAAAGCAGCCAUGAAAACACACUUCAACGAGGAAGUUACAUCUUCCCAGCGGAGUCGGAGCGCCAUGAGGCAACUAUCAUGGGAUUCCCUUCACGAUGCUCCCUACCCCCUGACCAGUAUCAUGCUGUCUGCAACGAAUUGGUCCAGCUAGCGUUGACGAUUGCCGAGUUUGAGCCAGUCCGCCUAUAUGUCCGACCCGAAGAUAUCCAAUUGGCCGAGUCACUGGUCAAGGGCAUUGACCCAAGCACGUCGGGAAUAACCAUCAUCUCCUGUCCAAUCAACCACUGCUGGGUCCGCGACACAGGCCCGGUCUACGUGCGUGACACGACAGGAGCGUUUCCGAACCGUCGUUUCGCAAUCAACUUCCGAUUCAACGAGUGGGGAGACAAGAAGCCUGAAAACGACGGAAUCUGCUGGGGUCAACAGUGGCCCCUGAUGAAUGACCAAACCCUGAAGGAGAAUACCGAUUUCGCACGGUGGGUGAUCGACCAUGACCGUGAACCCGUCCCUGUUGAGCGCAUCGAUGCUCCGAUUCGCGCCGAAGGGGGUGGUCUUGUCACGGACGGGGAGGGCACUCUCCUGAUCACGGAAAGUAGUAUUGUCUGCGAGGCACGGAAUCCCGGGAUGUCCAAAGCGGACAUCGAGGUCGAAUUGAAGCGGCUACUCGGGGUUGACAAGGUCAUCUGGUUUCCCGGCCGGUGCAAUGUUGAUAUUACCGACGUGCAUAUGGACGCUGAGGCACGGUUCGUGCGCCCUGGGGUGAUCGCUUACUCCAAGCCUCACGCCCUUGCGAUAGAUUUGUGGCAAGAGCUGUCUACCGAGAUCCGGGAUAUCCUGGGUCGCGAGACAGACGCGAAGGGUCGGCGUUUGCAGAUUCACACCAUUGAGGAGCCAGACCCACGCGGUCUGGUGGCAUCAGACCAAGAGUUAGCAGCCAGUUAUGUGAAUUUCUAUUUUGUCAACGGUGGGCUCAUCAUCCCGAAAUUUGGCGAUGAAGAGAGAGAUCAGAAGGCGUUUGAGAUGCUCCAGGAGUUGAUGCCAGAACGGGUGGUCAGGCAGGUGUACUCUAGCGCCGUUCCCCUGACCGGCGGAGUGCUGCACUGCGUCACCCAACAGGUUCCGAUUCUAUAG